Molecule: messenger RNA, 3675 nt
Organism: Mugil cephalus (flathead mullet)
Lineage: Eukaryota; Metazoa; Chordata; Actinopteri; Mugiliformes; Mugilidae
Gene: tox
Product: thymocyte selection-associated high mobility group box
Exons: 10
Coding region: 538-2376 (612 amino acids)
Biological process (GO): regulation of transcription by RNA polymerase II; leukocyte differentiation
Cellular component (GO): nucleus
Molecular function (GO): chromatin DNA binding
Source: RefSeq, a predicted model, not a curated record
GUAUGUCUGCUCCGCGAGGCACUAGAGUAGCGAGUAGAAGGCAGCACAGCAGCAGCAGCAGCAGCAUCGACGGAGGAGGAGGAGGAACAUUAAAACACGAGUGUUGUCCCAAGAAGGGACACGCAGGGUCCAACAACGUCCCUGUCCGAGCCACACGCCGCUACUGGACACGGCAAAAGGAGGGAAACCGACGCACACAGCCGUCCUUUGGACGUUUCUUUUUUCCUGACAACCGAAGUGCGUUUACCGGGAACUUUGCUCCUCAGAACAGGCAAUUACCGGAGCUUGAAAGCCGGUGUUUAGAGAAAAGCAUCACCCUAAACUAAACUAAUCCCCAAAGCUUAGUUUAAACGUAUUUUUUCUCCAUUUGAAUCCUGUUUUUUCUUUUUCUUUUAAACUACCGAGUUUGUUUCUCGGUCACUCGAUAAAAAAAUCAACUUUGUUUAAAAUCAAGAGUCAGCUCAUUUUAUCCAACAGACGCGAGAGAAAAUAAAGUCGAAGACGAGGACAGGCGGAGAAGUGGAUGUAUUGUCAACCAUGGAUGUAACAGUUUACCCGCCUCCUCCUCAGCCUCUGGCCGCCUCAGACCACACCAGGAUUGGGCAGCUGUCCUACCCGGACCCGGCCUUUGGGACCAACAAGCUGGACGGGGACACCAUGUUCCUGGGUAUGCCAGAAGCAGGCCUUGAGUUCGCCACAACCAAUCAGUUUCGUGUGCCACAGCCCCCUCACCCUCUCAGCAAGGUGACACCACCCAACCAGCCCUCACAGCACUGGAGGAGGGACACACACAUGGGCAAUACACACCGUCUGCCUUGGUCAUACCCAGUGAAUGGUUUGGGCGAUGAUGACUUCAACAUCCCACCCAUCACUCCACCAACACUGCCAGAGCACAUGCUGAACCCCCACCUCCCCCAUGAAUCCCCCUCUGGACCGUACCAUCCCCUGGACGCCCCUUCCAGCUCAGCUCCACACCACCCCUACCAGCUGCAAGGCAUGGAUUUGCCUGGUAUGCCUGGUGGCCAGGAUGGACCGGCUAUGUUAAACCAAGAUGGGCGCACGUUCAGCCCGGAUGGUGGCCCAAUGACCAGUACUCUAUCAGUGAUGCAGCAGAUGGUGAACUCGGACUCUCGCUUCACCAGCAGCCAACAGCCAAUAGAAGCGGCGCUCGGACCCAGGAGCCAAUCAGCCAUGAACCAACCAAGCCAGUUGUCCACCAUCAACCAGUCCCAACUGGGGCUGAACGGGAACUCCGUUACCCAUAAUUCUCCCUCACCUCCUGGAAGUAAAUCCGCCACACCAUCUCCCUCCAGUUCAGCACAUGAGGAUGACAAUGAUGAUGGACUCAGGCAGGGAGAGAAGCGUCCAGCAACAGUGGACAUCUCCAAGAAACCCAAAACGCCAAAGAAGAAGAAACGAAAGGAUCCCAAUGAACCAGUGAAGCCAGUGUCUGCCUAUGCCUUGUUCUUCAGGGACACCCAAGCCAACAUCAAGGCCCAAAACCCUAAUGCCACCUUUGGGGAAGUGUCAAAGAUCGUGGCCUCCAUGUGGGAUGGCCUGGGAGAGGAACAGAAACAGGUGUACAAGAAGAAGACAGAGACUGCUAAGAAGGAGUAUCUGAAACAACUGGCUGCCUACAGAGCUAGUCUGGUCUCACAGAGUUACUCCGACCCAUCAGACAUGAAGCCUCCGCUCUCUUCCUCCACAUCUUCCUCUUCUUCUACCUCAAUGUUUACACCCAAACAUUCAGUGUACCCUGGCCACCCAGGCCAGCACCCUUCCUCCAGCUCACUCACCCACCCUCACUCACACCCUCACGCUCACCCUCACGCCCACCCUCACCCUCAACACCCAGGCAUGUACAUGACGUACCCUCACUCGUCACACCCUUCCCAUGCCUCGAGCCCCGGCCUUGCCCCACACCUGCCCCCUCCUCACCCCCAGAUCCAUCCCCAGCUCCAGGCUCUAUCCUCCAGAGGGACUGUACCACGCACCAGUGUCCCACACCAGGGAGCUAUGUCCCUUGGCAGCGUGGCGGCAGCAUCCACCCCCCCUCUCCAGGUCAGCCCUCCCCUCCACGGCCAGGCUCAUCUGGGAGGGCUUCAUAGUCCACACCACCAGCACCCGCAGCUCAGUGGCCACUCGCUGGGGAUAACACACUCCCCUGCCAUCACACAGGGCUACCCUCCCUCCCUCCAGUCUGAGUACCAGUCAAUAGGAGGGGGCAUGCUGAAUAGCGGUGCAGUGAUGUCACCAUCAGUGGACUACCACCAUCUGGGUCGUCACACACCAAACCACCACCCGUCUUUGGACUGGAACACUGAUUACCAUGGCAAUGGAAAUCUUCAGAGAGACAAACCUCUGUAUCUGAGCUAAUCUCAGGACCAACUGACACCAAACUUCUACCAAGCCCUUCUACUGCCACACCAUGGACCUCCAGCCUCUCUGUCCAGUAGAAUAAUGGAACAUUUCUGUGUGUUAUUUUCUUAAGGUACAAACGUGUUAAGAACUGACAAGAACAUCUGUUAUUGGUUGUGUCUUUUCUACUGACCGUUUACUUCAAUAGGUAAUGUGUAAACCAGCGAGGAAAGGAGGCAAGGUCCUGUGCUGCAAACCAUGCUGAUAGGUGUAUAUACUGUACUCCAACUUUUGUCUAAUUUCCUGUCUGCUUUAAAAUGUCUUAUCUAGUUUCUCAUUUUGUAAGGAUAAUGUUUACCAUCAGGUCCAAAAGGCUCUGAAGAGCAAGUGUAAAUUAAUGUAACAUAAUUGUUUAAGCUGUCAAAAGGUUUUAUUUCCUUUGACCUUUACUUGUGGUGUGCUUCUACACAAAAACCAGAAGAACACAGCAGAAAAACAAAAUGUUAAUAACCAAAUACUACACAAAUUGUGUGUCACUGGCUUCUUAACUACAUAAAUGUAAGCCUUUUUUUUUUUUUUUUUUUGAUGCAGUAUGGACUGAAGUUUUACACAUUGUGUGUAGAGACAUAAAACGUAUCACAAGUCUGUUAAACACAGCAAUGGCUGAAUUAACGCUGCUUUAUUCAACUAAAGACAAAAAGGAGAACGAUCUGGAACAGGACCUGGAGGUGUUUGUGGCCUGUUCCACCAGGCACUGACUGUGAAUAAUUGUGUACAACUAAAGAACUUUCAUCGUUGUACUGAAGAAAUCUAAUGUAUUUUAGUCCUUGAAAUAAUCAAAUGUCAAUUGUUUGUUGAAGAAAAAAAGAAACAAAAAUACUCCUUUGUGUGAUGACAACUCCUCCUGGCAUAUGUCUGUUGAAAAUAUUGAUUUGGAUCCAAACUGUGUGAGUGUGUGAUGUUUUAAUGAGAAAGCAGAGUGGCUGAUUUGGUUGCAUGGUCUCUUUUGUCAUCUCCAUUUCUCUGUGCACAGAGGCUAUUUAAGAAAUUAUAACUGUUGCUGGGUUGGCUGUGUUUUAAUGUUUUUUAAUCAAGUUUUGUUUUAGUGUUAAUGAUAAUGAUGAAGAGAGACGUAUCUCUCUCUUUCUCUCUCUCUCUCUCUCUCCCGCUCUGUAUCUCUUUGUAUUAAUGUGUUUUUUUGGCAGAUAAAAGGACUCUGGGCAACAACAACCAUGAAGAUUUUCUUAUUUUUAGAUUCUAAUAAUGUGUUUGAGAAUAAAGUCAGCGCUGCAUUGAUGUGCAGUCAUUACUCCAAAA